GACACCACCACCACCACCACUGUCACUGGAUCCACCACCCACAAGUGGGGCAGAUUUGACAAGACUAAGCCAGCUCCAACUACCUCCGAAAGUGGUACCCACAGAUGGGGCAGAUUUGACAAGACUAAGCCAGCUCCAACCACUUCCGAAACUGGUACCCACAAGUGGGGGAGAUUCGACCACACCAGAAUCCACGUCUCUACU
Messenger RNA from Babjeviella inositovora NRRL Y-12698, 204 nucleotides. It is a transcript of the gene PGA14, whose product is annotated as Pga14p. The annotation marks the transcript as partial. The transcript has a single exon. The record is from RefSeq and is a predicted model, not a curated record. NCBI's taxonomy places the organism in Eukaryota, Fungi, Ascomycota, Pichiomycetes, Serinales.